UCCAAAAGUAACCGACGACCGGACCAUUUCGCAGGAGCAACCAACAGCAAAAGCCCCUCGAACAACGGAUCACAGUCAAGAUGCCCCCGAAGAAGGCCGCUCGUCCUGCGCAGGAGAACAUCUCCCUGGGCCCCCAGGUCCGGGAGGGUGAGCUCGUGUUUGGCGUUGCCCGCAUCUUCGCCAGCUUCAACGACACCUUCGUUCACGUCACCGAUCUCAGCGGCCGUGAAACCAUCUGCCGUGUUACUGGUGGUAUGAAGGUCAAGGCCGACCGCGACGAGUCUUCCCCCUACGCCGCCAUGUUGGCUGCUCAGGACGUCGCGGCCCGCUGCAAGGAGCUCGGAAUUACUGCCCUCCACAUCAAGAUCCGUGCCACUGGUGGUAACGGCACCAAGACCCCUGGUCCUGGCGCCCAGUCCGCCCUCCGCGCUCUCGCCCGGUCUGGCAUGAAGAUUGGCCGCAUUGAGGACGUUACCCCGACCCCGUCUGACUCGACUCGCCGCAAGGGCGGUCGCCGUGGUCGCCGUCUCUAAAUAUCUUGGGGCUGGUCGUGGCGUUCUGGGGAGGAUUCGGUUCUCGCUUGGGUUCUUGCUGUGGCGUUGACAACUACGAGGGGAACGGCUUGAGAUUGCCUGGUCUCCAUAUCCUGGCGCUUGUCACAUGUUGCUUAAUGGCACACCUGCAGCAGAUGAGAUAGAGAAUCAAACGGAGCUACAAAGGUAGCCCGGAACAACGCUGCCUUGCGUCUAGGUCAUCCGCGACUCCGAGUCAUCGGUUC
This is a messenger RNA of Thermothielavioides terrestris NRRL 8126, 778 nucleotides long. Its product is annotated as 40S ribosomal protein S14. Lineage: Eukaryota; Fungi; Ascomycota; Sordariomycetes; Sordariales; Chaetomiaceae. Gene Ontology annotation, biological process: maturation of SSU-rRNA from tricistronic rRNA transcript (SSU-rRNA, 5.8S rRNA, LSU-rRNA); translation; ribosomal small subunit assembly. Gene Ontology annotation, cellular component: ribosome; cytosolic small ribosomal subunit. Gene Ontology annotation, molecular function: small ribosomal subunit rRNA binding; mRNA 5'-UTR binding; structural constituent of ribosome. The record is from RefSeq and is a predicted model, not a curated record. Bases 81 to 533 code for a protein of 150 amino acids. The transcript has 5 exons.